This is a messenger RNA of Sclerotinia trifoliorum, 1429 nucleotides long. Lineage: Eukaryota; Fungi; Ascomycota; Leotiomycetes; Helotiales; Sclerotiniaceae. The record is from the annotation of a GenBank genome assembly.
UAAGGUUAUCAUAUUACUCUUGUCGAUUAUUUUGUCAAUGAUUUCAUUUCUACAUGUACAUACCGUGUAAUUUUGCGACUGUCGAUAUUUCAAAAGAAGACAAUAUUGUUGUCCAUUCAUGAUCAGGCCAUUUUAGGAAUAUAUAUUCUAAUGUACAAAUCUCAAACUCUGCGGCGGCUUCAAAGCUGUUCCAAGACAUAUGUCAAUUCGAGAUGCGCCUAUGCUACCACUUCUUAUAGCACACCCGCGCCAUAUGCCUCCAGAUUGACGGAAGAAGAUAUCAACCGGGCCAGGACAUAUUGUUCCAAUCUUAUCCAGUUAGUCCUGCGAGUUUUGUGAGUUUUUCAAACCCCCAUGUCUAAUCGAUUCUAGAAAAUUUGAUUCGCCAUCAUAUACUCUACAGACAUUUAUUCCUCCCUCAACAAGAGAUGCCUACCUUUCCAUUCGUGCUCUCAACAUUGAAUUAGCUCGAAUACCAGAUAUUGUCUCAAAUCCAACUGUCGGAGCAUUGCGAAUGCAAUUCUGGCGAGAUAAUUUGAAUCGAACAUUUGCCAAUACGCCUCCAAAAGAACCUGUCGCUAUUCUUCUACAUCAUGCGCUCACAUCCCUUCAAUCGCGAUAUGAUGGAAUCAGCACAAGUGUGAUGAAAGGAUGGUUCAUGAAAGUCAUCAAUGCGAGAGAGCAAUAUAUGGAUAAUCGACCUUAUACAAAUAUGGAUGCGGUUGAGAUGUACGCGGAAAAUACAUAUUCUACGUUAAUGUAUUUGACAUUAGCAGCUUUACCUCUUCAAUCUAUGGCAGCAGAUCAUGUUGCAAGUCAUAUUGGUAAAGCGGCUGGAAUUACUGCAGUCUUAAGAGGUUUGCCUCUGAUAGCAUUUCCGCCGCCACCAAAUCAUCAUAGCAACAAUGCAGCUUUUGGGGGUGCUCUUGGUGGUAAUGCUGGAGGACGUCAAGGUGCAGUUGUUCUGCCAUUGGAUGUUAUGGCAAAAGCUGGUGUCAAAGAAGAAGAUGUUUUAAGACAUGGAGCUGAAGCUCCUGGGUUAAAAGAUGCUAUAUUCACAGUGGCAACAAGAGCGAAUGAUCAUUUGAUCACCGCCAGGGAGAUGUUGAAGAAUCUCCAAGCAGGUAAAGAUGCAGGUCACGAAUUUGAGCAUCAAGGUGAGGAUGGUCACUACUAUGCAGAAAGUGAGAACACCGAAGUUAGCGAUAUUGAAAGAGGAUUUGGCGUCUUCAUGCAAGCAGUUCCUACGAGAUUAUGGCUAGAAAAACUAGAAAAGCUAGAUUUCGACAUAUUUAGGCCGGAACUGCUGGCAAGAGAAUGGAAAUUACCAUACAAGGCAUACUGGGCAUAUACUCGACGAAACUUUUGAUGUAAUAGUAUCAACAAUGAAGAUUUUAAACUAAUGAUACUUAAUCCUGCUGCGCCGAAA